Molecule: messenger RNA, 782 nt
Organism: Cuscuta campestris
Lineage: Eukaryota; Viridiplantae; Streptophyta; Magnoliopsida; Solanales; Convolvulaceae
Source: the annotation of a GenBank genome assembly
AGUGAUAUUUUUGCAGGAAUAUUUGGACCAGAGUGGGUACAAUAACGUGAAACUCCAAAUUUUAUUAGCCAAGGAGAAUGAUAAGACAAUCCCCCAACUCGAAAAGAUGUUUAAGCUCACCUCGCUUAUAAAAACAAAUGAGAUGUUUCUAUUUGACGAGAUGGGCUCGUUGAGGCAAUACCAAACGCCAGAAGAGAUUCUAAUUGCUCAUUUUCGUCUUAGACUCGAAUAUUAUCGAAGAAGGCGUGAGAAAAAGUUGGAUAAUCUUCAAAAGGAAGUGGCUUUGUUGAAUGCAAAGGUUCGAUUCAUAGACGAUGUAUCGAAGAAAGAAAUUCGCAUCAAGAACAUAAGUGAAGAUAAUUUGUUCCGGGAGUUGAAACGAAAGGAUUACUAUCGGGAUGAAUCUACGAGUUUGGGAUAUGACUAUGUGCUCUCGGUACUUGACUAUGUAAAGCCGGAUCUAUAAAAUCUCACGAACAAGCGUGUUGAGAAUUUGAUGCAGCAGAGAGAUAGACUCUCUAGAGAAGUGGUUGAAUUGGAAGAAAAGACUCCCCAGACCCUAUGGUUGGACGAGUUAACAGUUUUAGAAGAGUUACUAGCACUGGAUGUCUACUCUUGUUAAUUGUGCCUUUAUGUUGAGAUUGUCUAUGAAGAGCUAAGGGUGAGCAUCUCUGUUUUUAGUAACAGCAAAUCUUAAUAGCAUGCUCUUUUUUAAAAAAAAAGCUAGUCUGUCUGUUUUUCUAGCAAAUAUUUCGAAGCAGUAAAAAAUUAGCCUGCACUGU